Rotaria sp. Silwood2 is the source of this 648-nucleotide messenger RNA. The record is from the annotation of a GenBank genome assembly. NCBI's taxonomy places the organism in Eukaryota, Metazoa, Rotifera, Eurotatoria, Philodinida, Philodinidae.
AUGGAUAAUAUAACAAUGGAAACAUUGCUGUUGAACAAUACAAAUAACACAUGUCCGGCACCUCUUUUAUGGCCUAAAGAUGUUGUUGAGGAUGAACAAGCUGCGCUUGGCAUUUGUAUUACUGCUGCAGUUAUUCAUGCAAUAUUUUGGCUUCAAUUAAUCUUUUCUUCAUCUAUUCGACAAAAAUCAAUGCAAUGGAUCUAUGCAUAUCUUCUUACUGACAUGUUUCUUCUUCUUCGCUUUUGCUUUUCUUAUACUAUUCAUACAACAUCUACUGAAUGUCAACCAAGCAGAUCACGAAUUUUAUUUAUCUGCUAUUUUGAAGCAAUACUUGAUAAUUAUUUUAAUAUACUUAAAGUGUAUAUUUUAUUAGUUUUGAAUUUAUGUCGUUAUAUACAAAUAGCAUACAAUAAAAAUGUAUACCAAUCCAGUAGAUGUCUAUUGGUCUUAGCUCAUCUUGGUAUUUAUAUAAUUCCAUUACUUGUUUACAUCGCUCCAUGCAUCCUUGGUUGGACUGAUGUAGGUGGAUUUGUUAGAGAUACAUGUGUAAUAUUUUAUGCGAAUAUGUAUAUUCAAAUAUUUAAUACAAUAUUUGCAUUUGCAUUACCUAUUUUUCUUAAUAUCUUGGUAAUUUCUGCUAGUAUNUAG